Messenger RNA from Asparagus officinalis (garden asparagus), 642 nucleotides. RefSeq lists its product as uncharacterized. The transcript is spliced from 2 exons. The record is from RefSeq and is a predicted model, not a curated record. Bases 199 to 456 code for a protein of 85 amino acids. Lineage: Eukaryota; Viridiplantae; Streptophyta; Magnoliopsida; Asparagales; Asparagaceae.
UUAAAAUUUUAUUUUAGGGUUUCUUUCUAAUAUUUAGCCGGAAAACAACUACUCGAUCGACAAUCCUCUCCUUUUCUAAAAUUGCACUCUUGUCCUUGCAACUGGGAUUCAGCAGUUAGGUCAAAGCUAUCGCCCAAUUCGUCCUCGUUCGAUUCCAGGAGACACCACAAGAAAUUAAGAAGUCAUAAAACUCGCAAGAUGGUGUGCUUGGCUUGCCUUUUGCCCCUUUUCCUUAUCCCAGUCGUUAAUGCCCUGCCGUUGCUGUUGGAUUUCAUCCUUGGUAAAGUCUACAGGCUUUUUGGUUGGGAGUACAGGAAACCUGCAAGGGUUCCUCCUGCUUGUCCUUACAAGCCUACAAACAACCAGAAUAUACAAGGCAAUGCCGAAGGGAAAGUUGAAUCCUCAGGCCAGCAGGAACCGGAGAAAGUUGCCGCAGAUGGAACCAAAGAAGAAUGAACUUUAGUUGAUUGCAUUUGACAGAAAAAUGUUGGGUUUAUUGGUAUGCCAUCGAUGUGUAACCAUCUCUAGAAAGCUUACGUUACUUGAAUAAAUGUUUGUGUUUGGAUCUGCUUUGUUUCCUAACUGUGCAUCAACUCAAACAUGCUUAUAUUUUAUAACUUUAAUGAUGUGUUAGUUUUGUAA